AUGCUUUCGCGAUAUUUCGCGUCAAAGCGUAAUUCACCAUCACCAGAGGAUCGUGUUCAAGCAAGCUUGGCCGACGUGGCAGAUGGUGCUUGCAGGACGCUGCAUUCAAGCUCACAGCGCCACAAGCCUUGUGCGAGGCAGUUACUCGAAGGCCUGCCGCAAGCAGACCGACAAGAAACUUUGACCUGGAUGGCGCAGGCAUUCGAGGUUAUGAGCUUUCCGGAUACGUUGCUUUUCGAUACAGCAUUGUUGCUGGAUCGGUACUAUGCCAGCCUGCCCAAGGAGGAUUGCAAUACUGCUGAAUCGCAAAGAAGGCUGUUGGCAGCCGUUUGCGUGGCGCUGAAGACUGGAUCCAACGCAGAACCGCAGCUGCCGCUGCGACAGGUGGUUGCACAUCUUGGGCACGACGAGGUUCCCUUUGACGAUGUCAUUGCCGCUGAGCUUAUCAUCCUCAGGAAGCUUAGGUUUGAUGUGGGUACGCCGACUUCACGGGAUUUUCUAGAGGCGCUUGGUGCCAGGCUGAGCAAUUUCCAAGCGCCCGAUCGAGCCCAACACUUGGCAGAUUUCUUGCUGCAGCUGUCCCUGGCAGAUGCUGGUUUGCAUUACAGGUAUCCGCACUCGAUGCUGGCGGCUGCAGCCCUGCUGCUGGCCCUCUCGGUAACCUGUGCUCCAGCAGCCGCGCAGACGGCGGUGCUGGAGGACCUGGAGUUGCACUUUCCAGAGGCCGCAGAUCAACACGCCACUUUGGCAAACUGCGGCCGUGAUUUGCAGUCACUCUGGCUCAUGAUUUUCGCCAACCAAGAGAACAUGUACCUGAAUCAUAUUCGGCUGAAGUUCUCGCGGACCAACUAUCGUUCAGUUUCGACGGUUCGGCCUCCGGGGGCACCGAUCGCGAUUGUUCCCAGCAAGGCUCCAGGAAUGUCUGGUGUUGGCCAGCCGGAGGAGCAACAUGCAGCACCCCGCCUUUCAAAGCCAAGUCUGGACAGUUCUGUGAUACCUCGUCAAGAUGAGGGCGCUGCAAAACAGGGACCGAUUUCAUUCUGCCUUCCGUGUGGGCGCGUCUGGAAGCUUCCAGAUCCGCACAAUGGGCUCUGUACGCACUGCGGGAGCCAGGUCGAGGUGGUCGAUCCCGAGGCAGCGGAGAGGGAAGUUAUUCGUGUGGUGAUCACAGAAUUGCGGUUCUGUCUUGAGUCGCCGCUCAAGGGCCCGCAGUCGAGGGAACGACUCUAUCUCAUAAAGCGUCAGUUGGAUUGA
Molecule: messenger RNA, 1254 nt
Organism: Symbiodinium necroappetens
Lineage: Eukaryota; Dinophyceae; Suessiales; Symbiodiniaceae
Source: the annotation of a GenBank genome assembly